Eimeria maxima is the source of this 2373-nucleotide messenger RNA. RefSeq lists its product as hypothetical. Gene Ontology annotation, cellular component: nucleus. The transcript is spliced from 7 exons. Bases 1 to 2373 code for a protein of 790 amino acids. NCBI's taxonomy places the organism in Eukaryota, Apicomplexa, Conoidasida, Eucoccidiorida, Eimeriidae. Gene Ontology annotation, molecular function: polynucleotide 5'-hydroxyl-kinase activity. Gene Ontology annotation, biological process: tRNA splicing, via endonucleolytic cleavage and ligation. The record is from RefSeq and is a predicted model, not a curated record.
AUGCAGCAGCAGCUGUGGCAGACAGCAGCAGCAGGAGUCCCAUCCACAGCAGGAGGAGGAGGAGCAGGAGCAGCAGCAACAGCAGCAACAACAGCCAGCAGCAACUCUAUAGGAGAAUCCCCCUAUAUAUGGGCACCACCAUCAUCUGCCUCUGCCCUUGCAGCAUCCUCGGGUACCGCCAUGGGGGCCCCUAUGGGUCCUAAUAUGGGGGCCCCUAUGGGGCCCCCAAUGGGUACAUCUGUGGGUGCAAUAAUGGGUGCAUCAAUGGGUAGUACUGUAGGUGGAGGUGGAACCCCUUUGGGUGGCCCCUUGGGUACAUCCCUGGGUGCCCCCUUGGGGGCCCCAUUGGGGGCCCCGUUGGGGGGCCCCUUGGGGGCCCCCCCAUUAAAUGAUAGUACCCUAAAUAAUAAGAGGGCAGUAAGGGUAAUAAACCUAAAGGCAAUGAGGGAAUUAAGGAUUGUAUUAGCAGACCCACAAGAAAGAGAAGAAAUAGAUGAGGCAGCAGAGGAUACACAACUUGUUGCUGUUAAGCUGUUGGGGCCUCCAACAACAGAUCGUGGUGGUGCUGCUCGUGGUGGUCGCACAGGAUCAGCAGCAGCAGCAGCAGGAGCAGCAGCAGCAGCAGGAGCAGGUGGCCCAACAGCAGCAGGAGUUACCUCUUCAUCAGUAAUAGGUACAUCAUCCCCCCCCUCCUCCUCUUCUUCCUCUUCCUCAUCAGGAGGAACAGGAGCAGCAGGAGGAGGAGGAGCAGCAGGAGGAGCAGCAGCAGCAGCAGCAGGAGCAGCAGAAAUAUUUGGCCUCGAGCUGCUGCCAGAGAUAGAAGUAUUUCUUCCUGCUGCAGCAAGGAUCGCCAUCUUUAGUUGGGGAGGAUGCCAACUACAAAUCAGAGGACCUGUGCAGCAAGAGUACGAGGCAUCAGAUCGUUUGAUGUCCUUUUUGUUGAAUUUAAGUUCUGUUUUGCAUGCAAGAAGACAAGCAGCAGCAGCAGCACAAACAAUAGGACCCAGGGUAUUAGUAACAGGCAGCGGAGGUAGCGGGAAGAGCAGCGUUUGCCAAAUUCUUUGUAAUUAUGCCAUGAGGGAAGGAUGGACUCCCCUCUUCCUUGAAUUAGAUGCAAGAGGGAGUUGUGAUAAAAGUUCCCUACAAAUGCCUCCCGGGUGUAUAGGCUGCUGCGUCUGUCGGUCAUUAGAUGCGGAUACACCUGAGGAUCCUUUGUACUAUUUUAUAGGCAGCAGCAGCAGCUAUGUACCUGAAGGAGACAGCAGCAGCAGCAGCAGCAGCGGAUUUGCUGCUGCUGCUGCUGCUGCACCAGCACCCCCAGAUGUUGAACUACCAGAGACUGAUACCCCGUCAUCAUCAGAUGCUGCAGCAGCAGCAGCAGCAGCAGAAACAGCAGCAGCAGCAGCAUCAUCAACAGACCCAUCAACAGACCCAUCAGCAGCAUCAGCAGCAGCAGCAGCAGCAACAGCAGCAGCAGCAGCAGCAGCAGCAGGAGAUAAUGUAUCAGAUAUAUUAUAUAAUAAUCCUAAUGAAUUAAGUUAUGAAUUAUUUUGUUGGUUAUGUUGCUGCAUAAGUAAAUCUAUUUAUGCUGCAUUUACUCAAUCCUUGCUGCAGCAGCAAAUGCAUGCAGAGGAUAAAGAAGACAGCAGCAGCAGCAGCAAUUAUCAUGAGACACAACCUCCUUCUCUUGCUGCUUCAGGUAUGAUAGCGAAUGCCCCUAAGGAAGUAUCUGUGCAGCAACUGCAGCAAUUAAUAGAUCUAUUUAUGUUUGAUUUAGUAAUUAUAUUAGAUAAUCCUUCUCUUUCUCAUGAAUUAGCUGGGGUGUAUAGGCACCUAUUACCUGAUACUAUAGAGGAAGCAACAGCACAACAGCAGCAAAUGCAACAAAUACAGCAGCAAAUGCAGCAGCAAGUACAACAACAAAUGCAACAACAAAUGCAACAGAUGCAACAAAUACAGCAACAGCAGCAGAGACAGUAUCUUGGUGCUGCUGCUGCUGCUGCUGCUGCAGCAGCAGCAGCAGCAAGUCAUAGAGUAGAGGUCAUUCCUCUACCUAAGCUUGAAGGGACAGUAGCGCUAAAGCUAAGAGCUGCAUUGCCUCUCUCUGCCCUUCCUGCAGGUACUGCAGCAGCAGCAGCAGCAGCAACUGCAGCAGCAGCAACACGAAAAGCAGCACCAACAACACUAACAGAAACACUAACACCAGCACCAUCAGCAGCAGCAGCAGCCACACCAGCAGCAGCAGCAGCAGCAGCAGGCACACCAUCAGCAGCAGUAGCAGCAGGAGGAGGAGGAGGUCUUGUAUGUAUAUGUAUGUAUAUACUCAGGGAGCGUAGCAACAAAGAGCUCAAGAUUACAAUGGGGCCCCUAUAG